This is a messenger RNA of Perognathus longimembris pacificus (Pacific pocket mouse), 1294 nucleotides long. It is a transcript of the gene Gpatch11, whose product is annotated as G-patch domain containing 11. NCBI's taxonomy places the organism in Eukaryota, Metazoa, Chordata, Mammalia, Rodentia, Heteromyidae. Gene Ontology annotation, cellular component: kinetochore. Gene Ontology annotation, molecular function: nucleic acid binding. The record is from RefSeq and is a predicted model, not a curated record. The transcript is spliced from 11 exons. The coding region runs from base 362 to 1156 and encodes 264 amino acids.
GUCUUCGCAGUCCCGGCCAACGCGAAGUUUCCUUUUUUGUGCCAGGUCCGGGAAACAGGUGAGCAGAAGCUCCCUGGAGCCUGCGCUGAGUGGUGAGCGCAUGCGCGGAGCGCUCUCCGGAGCCGAGCGGGAGCGCGCCCAGCCGCCAGUUGCAAGACCACUGAGACCCAAAUUAUUUGUGGCUGCAAGCAAGUCCAUUAGCCGUAUUGAGACUUGAUUUCUUGAGCCAGAAAAUGAGACUAUUCUUGCCUAAUUGAAUAGUGGGGUCAAGUCUACUGAAGGGUUUGCAACAGAAGUAAUCUGAUCUGAUUUGAAUCUAAAGGAGCUAAAACUAAAAGAAUACUGGAGAUUGAAUUGCCAUAUGAAGUUGAACAUGGCAGAAGAAGAGGACUAUAUGUCUGAUUCCUUCAUUAAUGUCCAGGAAGACAUCAGACCAGGAUUGCCUAUGCUGAGGCAAAUACGAGAAGCUCGCCGAAAAGAAGAAAAGCAACAGGAAGCCAAUUUGAAAAAUAGACAGAAGAGUUUAAAAGAAGAAGAGCAAGAAAGACGUGACCUUGGGUUGAAGAAUGCACUAGGCUGUGAAAACAAAGGGUUUGCUUUGCUCCAGAAGAUGGGGUAUAAAAGUGGUCAGGCUCUUGGUAAAAGUGGAGAUGGUAUUGUUGAACCAAUUCCUCUCCAUGUCAAAACAGGGAAAAGUGGCAUUGGUCAUGAGACAUUAUUAAAACGGAGAGCAGAGGAAAAGUUAGAACACUACAGAAGAAAGAUUCACAUAAAAAACGAAGCUGAAGAAAAAGCUGAAGAACAAUUUCGAAUGCGACUUAAAAAUAAGCAGGAGAAGAUGAAGCUAGAAGGAGAUCUUAAAAGAAGCCAGCUUGCCUGUCAACAGUUGGAUAGCCAGAAGAAUAUUGAGGUUCCCAGGGAGGCAUGGUACUGGUUGAGGCCUGAAGAGGAGACUGAGGAAGAGGAAGAGGAAGAAGAACAGGAUGAAGAUGAAUAUACGAGUAAAGAUUUAAGUGUUCUGGAGAAAUUAGAAAUAUUGACUAGUUACUUAAGAGAAGAACAUCUAUAUUGCAUUUGGUGUGGAACGACCUAUAAAGAUAAAAAGGACCUCUCUACAAAUUGCCCAGGACCAACUUCUGCUGAUCAUGACGACUAAGAUUGUUCCCAAUGAAGUAGAAGUUGCUAGUGAGAAAGGACAGAGAGCCUUCUUGUAAUCCUUGCACUUCUGUACUUAUGUUAAAUGUUCAGUGGCUUGAAAAAAGUAAUAAAAUAUUAUUUCAGAACACAGGUCUCA